AUGACAAUAUGCGACAGUUUCGAAGAUUUUAAAAAUUACACCGACAUCGAAAAUUUGAGCAAUCUGAUGAUAGGAUCCGAAAGUGGAAACACAACCAAGUCUUCAGUUAACUUAAUGAAAGUUCUUCACUUGGGAGACUACUACAAGUUGACGAAUUUGUACGUAAUAAAUGCGAUAAGUAGCUUGGAGCUGACCGUUGCCUUUCAAUGCACUUUCACGAACAGUCCUUUACAAUACGUGACUUUUUAUGGAAAUUUGAUGCCAAAUAUUGAAGCAUACCACUUUCCGGUGUUCGGUAUGAAAAAAUUUACUCUAGUCAAUAAUCAAAUCGAGACUAUCAAAGACGGAGCUUUCAAGUAUCACGAUAUUGAAAACAUGGACCUAUCGGACAACCUGAUGGAAAACAUUGAAGCUGGGGCUUUACCCCAAUCGUCACAAACAAAAAUUAUUACGAUUAGAAACAACAAAUUGACACAUAUUGAGGUUGGAAGCUUCCCUUCAACUUUAGAAUCCUUGAACCUGGACUGGAACAAAUUCAGACUCAUCCAAGAGGAGGUUUUCGCCAACGUCCUCAACCUGAAAGAGCUUACUUUAAGCCACAACAACUUCAACCAAAUCCCAAAAAUCAACUUCCUGACACAACUUGUGAUUUUCGACAUAUCCUUCAACGCAAUUUCCACAAUCCCAAGCAACGUUUUCAAGGACAUGACCAAGUUGAAGUUGCUGGAUUUGAGUAAUAACGAUAUUAAAAGCCCUGUUCUUCUGCAACAGUUGCAAAUUCCCGUCAAUCAGGAAGUGAUAAUUUCACUAGGUUUAAAUCGGUUGAGGUCGCUCAACUUGACCGGUGUUUCCUUAGAGGGAAAAACGCUAGUCCUGUAUGGAAAUCCCUGGGAUUGCGAUAUUUGGCCUGAACUUAAGGGCGAAUUAAGUGGACAUGAAAGUGAAUGUGAUUUGAAAUUUUUAUCGAGCGGAAACGUGCCAUUUUGUAUUAAUUAUCGGUCCGGUAGUUAUGCUUUUGUCGCCCUGUGGGAGAACGAUAUCGACCGAUUUCAUCAAACUGUUAGGAAGAGCGAGAAAAAUUCAGGCUGUGUUCUAAGGCCGGCAAGGAAUCUGUGGUUGUACGACAUUCAGGUUGGGUGCGUGGCUUAA
Tribolium castaneum (red flour beetle) is the source of this 1149-nucleotide messenger RNA. Its product is annotated as carboxypeptidase N subunit 2. Bases 1 to 1149 code for a protein of 382 amino acids. The record is from RefSeq and is a predicted model, not a curated record. The transcript has a single exon. NCBI's taxonomy places the organism in Eukaryota, Metazoa, Arthropoda, Insecta, Coleoptera, Tenebrionidae. Gene Ontology annotation, molecular function: protein binding.